AUGGACCCAGAACCACAUAGCCAGACACAGGCAUUCCCGCCUUCUACCCGAGGAGACACUACGAAACACGAUGCCAAGCCAAAUGAUUCCGAGCUAUCAGAGGCCCGACAUCAAGUGAAUGGUAAAGGAAGCGGUAUCGUUGACCAGAGAAUUCCUGGCGGCAGCACUGAGCUCUCAUCGCAAGCAGUUAAACCCUUCGACAUCUUCAAGGACGUGUAUGGAGUUAGUCGUACACCAGGCUCCCCAAGUUCAGAUACAGAGAGCCAGCAUCGACCCAUCACGUCUCCCCUUACUCACCCCAAUGGUGUCUCUAUGUUUCCAGACCUAUCGGUUACGGAGCAGGAAGCCAUCUCUCGACAAGCCUUUGCUCAAGCCGAAGACAACAUUGUUGCCGAUAGUGACGAAUACAGUUCCAUAGGCGAUGCUGGAUCUGAUGCCGGAUACGGGAGCGAUAAUAUGAGCACUGCAAGUACAUCCAUUGGAUCGUCUGUUCGGGAUUACAUGUUUGAGAAUGGUCGUCGCUACCAUAGCUUCCGGGCUGGGGCCUACAACUUCCCCAACGACGACAUUGAACAAGAGAGAGAGGACAUGAAACAUGCAAUGGUGAGACUUCUCUCUGGCCAGAAAUUACAUUUUGCGCCAAUAGACGAGAAUCCACAAAACGUACUUGAUAUUGGAACUGGCACAGGAAUCUGGGCAAUUGAAAGUAAGGCCAACUCACUCAUCACUUCUGCAAUAGUGGGAGAACAAUACCCUAGUGCCAAUGUUCUCGGCAUCGAUUUAUCACCCAUCCAACCGACAUGGUUACCGCCCAAUGUCCACUUCAUGGUUGAUGAUGUUGAGUCUCCUUGGCUUCAUCCUCAGAACCACUUUGACUAUGUACACUCUCGGCACACGGUUCAGGGAAUCAAAGACUGGCCUCAGCUUUUUACUAAUGCUCUCCGGCAUAUCAAGCCCGGAGGCUGGAUGGAACUCCAGGAAAUCCAUCAUUAUCCCCACAAUGCAAGGACAGGAGAAGCUAUCCCGCCAUACGAACACCCAGUUGCACAGUAUUGGACAUAUAUCAAUGAGGGGUUAGCACAACUUGGUGUAGACUUUCCUGCAGCAGCAGGAGGUAAAUUGGCCACGAAAAUGCAGGCAGCUGGCUUUGUCAACGUCACGGAACGGAUAUUCCAUGUGCCCCUUGGCACCUGGCCCAAAAAUCAAGUGCUCAAGACUGUCGGACUGUACUGGCGCACUAUACUGGCGGAUGGCUUACAAGCAAUUGCAUUGGGUCCCAUGUCAAGGGGAAUGGGUUGGAGCCGUGAGCAGAUUGAAGUGUUUCUUGUCGAGGUGCGAAGGGCGUAUAGCGACAAUACGGCCCUUUUGUAUAUGCCCAUGCACAUUGUCUACGGGCAAAAGCCAUACUAA
This is a messenger RNA of Fusarium redolens, 1410 nucleotides long. Its product is annotated as S-adenosyl-L-methionine-dependent methyltransferase. The transcript has 3 exons. The record is from RefSeq and is a predicted model, not a curated record. Gene Ontology annotation, molecular function: methyltransferase activity. Bases 1 to 1410 code for a protein of 469 amino acids. Lineage: Eukaryota; Fungi; Ascomycota; Sordariomycetes; Hypocreales; Nectriaceae.